CGCAUGCGCGGUGGCUCUGUACUGCAGAGAGAGGAGGAAUCCUGCAGCCUGACUGACACAGCCGGCAGGACAGGACAUGGGAAUGUGAGCCCGUACUGAAAUCUCCGGGCAGGAUAAGGAAUGGGUGCGGGGCCAUGAAGGACGCUUUCUAACGAGUUGGAGGACGCACUGCUGUUGUAGCCGACUGGAAGCUUUGCCUUAUCAUGGCCUUGUCCGCCGGCAACUCCACGCCUCAGAGCAACGAGAUCAAGCAACGCAAGUCCUACUCGCUGCUCUUCUACAAAGCCGUGCGGGACCUGAAGCCCGUCUGGAUGCUGGAGGACAUGCGGACCAUGGAGACCUUCUACCAGGAGGAGGACGCCAGCCAGAGGACUUACACCCCCUCGGAGGCGCUGCUGUACGCCAUAGUGCACGACCACCAGGCGUAUGCCCAGUACCUGCUGAGCCACUACACCGACGAGGCGCUCGCCAAACCCGGGGAGCGUUUCUGCUGCUGCCCGUCCUCCGCCCCGCAUCUCGCCAUGGCCGUGCGCUACGACCGGCGCUUCAUCCUGGGGCUCAUCCUGCAGGAGGCGCACCGGAUGCCCAGCAUGCCCUCGUACAUGAACAGAGGAGGGUGUUUCCACAUGGAGGAUGGCAAGACCCCUUUGCAUUUGGCGUGCGAGCUGCAGCGUCCCGAGGCGGUCAUCAUGCUGCUGGGGAACGGAGCGUCCCCCCACGCCGAGGACCACAACGGCCUGACCCCCCUGGAUGUUGCCCUGGAGAACCUGCGGGACUCCAAGGUGAACGGCGGCGAGAAGAGACAGUGCCUGGACAAUUUGUUGAUGUUCAUGUCCGAGGUUAAUUUCAAAAUGAAAGCGGCUCUAGACACAGAGCCGGACAGCUGGACUAAAGUGCUCGGCGAGGAGACGUUCAAGUACCUGGUGGGGAAGAGCCCGGCCCCCCUGGUGCUCACCGCUAUGCAAACUAUCCUGAAGCAGCUGAGCCCCGCGACGUUCCCGGACAGCCUGCAUGAGCUGCCCAUCCCCUCCUCCCUGAAACCACAAGGUCUACCUUCCAGCCAGCACCAAAAGCUCAGACUCGCAUAGCAUGAUUAUUCUUAUUCUGACAUGAUGCAAGCCUGCCUAAUCCACUGUAUGAACCUGUUAGUCAAGCAUGACGUGGGUGUGCGUGUGUGUGUUUGUGUGUGAUCAAAAAAUAAGACUUUCUAAGGUGAAAGGGUGCAGAAAUAAACUCAUGCAAGAAGGAAGAAACAACAUGAACUCAUGCACUCGCAGGGAAUUCCUGUAGUUCUAGGUGAAAAAAAAAAAAAAAAAUGAAUCAGCCUUACUUUAGUCAGCACCGGUAAGUAGUGUUGACUGCAUACUUUUAUUUCUGCAUAAUGGUUUUAGGGCUGGGUGAUAUGGACAAAAUCAAAUAUGAUAUCUUUGACUAAAUACCUCAAAAUCCAUAUUGUGUGAGGACCGUAGGUGCUUUCAUAAGAUAUUUACACAUAAGACAUUUUUGGAAAAAGUCAUAAAUAACGUCCAUGACAACCAAACCGGUAGAGGACAGUUAAAACAGGUUGUUAAGUUGGGAAAAUGGCAUCCUUUUUAUUAUAAUGAAGCCUUUUAAACCAAGGAAAUACAACACUCAUGAUGUAAAGUCUCCAAAAUCCCAGAAAAUAUUUAGUUUUGUAUCACAACACUGAUAAUAUCAACACAUUGCCCAGCUCUAGAAUUAAUUAAUGGUGUUGACUAAAAGGUAAUUAUCACGGGGGCUGAAUGGGUUGUAACCCAGUUUACAAGGCAUGAAAAGUGUAGCCAGGGGUGUUGUAUGAAUUUAGUGGCCUGAACAAAAAAAAUAAAUAAAAUAAAAUCCAGAGCCUGACCUCCACUGCCAGGUCAGCCUCUCUCUCAGGACUUUUCUUAGUUGCCUAUUUUUAACUGCCAAUUACCAUCAGGAACAGUGCAGCUUCAGCCGGAAACAGCUGCAGCCGAAGACUUAGAGACCAAUUGCUCUGACAUGUCAUCUUUUGCAGAGUAAAGGAACGUGCGAGUGCAGAUGCGCCUGCGUUUCAGAAAAGACCCAUUGAGAUUGAAAUUUACUUUGCGAGAGGCAUCGGGCCAAGAAGGCAGCGUAAAACAAAACAUACAAUUGCAGUCUCAGCCAGUUACACAGGAGCAUCUUGUCUGAGCAUGAAAAGCCAGCCAUUUAGAAUGCAUUUAAGUUAAAAGCCUUGUGUAGUCUGAAUAUAUAAAUAGAGACCGCACACAAAGACCAAUACAUACUAUAUAUAGGUGAGAAAUUAUAUGUCUAGAUGUGAAAGGUUGCAGCACUUGGGAUUGGGUGGUUCACUUGAAAUCUGAGACUAUAAAAGGUUAAAUCAAUCACGGUGGUGUUGGCUGCGUCUAUUUUUUGUCGUGGUGAAGGUUUAUGAUUGAAUAUGUGAAGAUGGAUUGUUGAUUGAAUUAACAAGCCUGCGGUAAAAGCAGCUGAACUCGUGCAGCUUUGUACAUGUUCCCACCUCGACCGCUUGAAAGUUCUGAUGUGGGAAGUAGGAAAUUCCGACUUUCCUAGUGGUCUUGAAUGCAACGUACAACCCAGCCCUCCCUUUUGUAGUUACAGUGGGGCAUUCACUGUAAUGUCACAUUGUAAUGACAAAUGAUCCCAUGUAAUGGUUAAAAAAAAAAUACAUCUAUAAUCUUCUGAUCUAAUGAACAUUCACAUAAUCAAAUCAGAAUUUGAACAAAA
Messenger RNA from Myripristis murdjan (pinecone soldierfish), 2733 nucleotides. Its product is annotated as ankyrin repeat domain-containing protein 9. NCBI's taxonomy places the organism in Eukaryota, Metazoa, Chordata, Actinopteri, Holocentriformes, Holocentridae. The record is from RefSeq and is a predicted model, not a curated record. The transcript is spliced from 2 exons. Gene Ontology annotation, molecular function: protein binding. The coding region runs from base 204 to 1088 and encodes 294 amino acids.